Molecule: messenger RNA, 2127 nt
Organism: Scheffersomyces coipomensis
Lineage: Eukaryota; Fungi; Ascomycota; Pichiomycetes; Serinales; Debaryomycetaceae
Exons: 2
Coding region: 110-1897 (595 amino acids)
Source: RefSeq, a predicted model, not a curated record
AUUGUUCCAUGCAGGAAUUUUGAUUUUGAGGAAACCAAAUUUUUUUUUUGGUUUAUUUACUUUUCAUUAAAAGCUAUUGGGAAACUAUUGCAGCCAACUAAGGUAUUUGAUGAUAAUGUCGAACCACGAAGUAAUAGAGUUAUUGGAUGACUACAGUCCCAUGAAGCCAAUUAAUAGAGGCCAAAGAAACGAAACUGUAAUAGAAAUCCUAUCAGACGAUGAAUUGGAUCAUGAUGUAUUUGUCGAUGCCCUAAAUGAAGAUCAGUAUGUUGAUGCUGAACUUGAAGAGAUAUUAGGAAGUAAAGGAGUUAGUAGCGAUAAAGCAAACUCGACAAAAGUUAGCAGUGUAAAGAAAGGUCCAGUUCCUGAAUCACGAAAGCUUUUUAUUUCACUGUCACCUAUAGCAAAAUCAAUAGAAAAUGAUAGUAUAGUGGAUUCAACAUUCUCAUUCCUGAAAACUCAUGCUCCAGAAGUAAAGAUGGCGAGCACCUCAAUCCUAGAUAUAGAUCAUUGGAUUUCUGAUAGUGACAGUGACAAUGAUUCUUCCAAACCAACCAAAGCUGUCAGAUCUUCUACUAUGCCUGUUACAGCCAAUACUGGUUUCCAGAAAGUUAAUGUGGUAGUGGAUGACAUAUUAGAUACUUUAAGUCCUAUUUCAUCUUCUCAGCCGAUUCCUUCAAGUGCAUCGAAAAGACCAAAGGUUAACAUGGAAACACCACAGAGGAUAGUAUCAGCUACUUCUAAAUUUUCAAUAAUUCCAAGUCCGUUACCUCCAAUACCGAGGGUAAGCAAGCCAAAGAAUCAAGUCACAGUACCACCAACUCAGUCUUCACAACAGUUUGAAUUUAUAAUUGAAAACCAAUCACAAUUACAACCCAAACCUAAAGCAAAGCCAAGGGCAAAACCAAAACAGACUGAAGAAAAACAACAGCUUAAUAAAGCUAAUAGAGUCACUAGAAGUAAAGAAGAACUAUUAACUGAAAUGACCCUUGUUUUAUCAUCCACAAUAAUUCCCAAAUUCAAACUUGAAAUAUUGACUUCCACAUUAUACCCAAGUAAAUAUGAGACUUCAUUUGAAGAUUUACCAGUUGUAUAUUGGAAGAGAAGAGUGAAGGCCACUUAUGAUAAGGAAAAUGAUAUCUUCAGACCAUGUGAGGAGAAAGAUAUUGUUGAAAAGAAUAUAGUGUUGUAUUAUCUGGCGGAAGAGUUUUUCAGAAAGGUUCAAGAGAAUACAUUAAAGCAUGUUAUAAAUCAGGCCAAAGUGUUUUAUAAUUCAUUACUUCCAGUUCAUGAAGAUUGUGUGAUAACGAUUUUAAUCGAAGGUCUUGAACUAUUUAUUAAUAAGAUAAAGAACAAGGAACAAAAGGAAUAUAAAGAAUCAGUAAUCCAACGAAUGAAUCCAGAUGAUAUACCUCGAUCACAACCUAAAAAGAGAAAAGCUGAUGCUAUGGAUGAUAUUACAAUGUCUUCUAAAUCUGUUGAGUUUAUAUUACAAAAGGCACAAGUUGAACUUAAAAUUGUGACCUUCCCCGUUAGAAAUGCAUCUGAGGGGAUAAUGUGGUUACAGUCAUUCACCUAUACUAUAGCCCAAGCGCUUUAUGAUAAAUUUGAGAGAAAUUCAAGUUUAGCCAAUUUACCCACCAUUAAAUCUGGUAAAGAUACCAAAUCAACGUUUAUGCAAAGUAUCCAACAAUUUAAAUUCAUGACAGAAUCAAAGACGGAGAGAUUAUUUAUGUUUUUCCCAUCGCUUAAAGCUAUACAUGAUAGAUUUGUAUCCAAUGGAUCAAUAGGUAAGGAUUCCACAGGUAGGAAUAUUAUUCCACCAUCUACAGAUGUUGCCAUGAAGAAUUUCUUUAUGGCUAAAGAUCCAAAUACAGCUAUUAAUGAAUCGAUUUGAAUAAAUAUUAAUUAGACGACAAAACUAAAAAUCUAUAAAAGAAUGUAUAUAUAUAUAUAAUGAUGAAUGAUUAAUUUAAAACUUUCUUAGCAGCAUCGUAAUCAUCAACAGAUAAAGUAUCCUUUAAAUGAUGAACAUUUUCUAAACCUUGAGAUAAAUCAGCAAUUUCAGUAGAAGUGAAUUCAAAUCCUUCACCGGCUAAUUGGGAUACGAUAUUCAAAGCUUUAUCU